AGAGGGGACAGCCAAGAUCCGAAGCCAAUGGGAGGAGAUUGCGCGGAGCACGCCGGGAUGAUGGAGAAUUUCUCCGCUCUCUUCGGAGGGACAGAACCGCCUCCGCCUAGCACAGCCGCCGCGCUGGGCUUUGGUCCAGGGAAACCCGGAGGACCGGGGACUGGGCCAGCUCCCGUCCCUGCGGUGACCCCCGUCGGAGAGAAAGCGGCGGCCGCUAGUGGCCCGUUCUACCUAAUGCGCGAGUUACCAGGUACUACAGAACUAACAGGGAGCACAAACCUGAUCACCCACUACAACCUGGAGCAUGCCUACAACAAAUUUUGUGGCAAAAAGGUGAAGGAGAAGCUCAGCAACUUCCUGCCAGACCUACCAGGGAUGAUAGAUUUGCCAGGUUCACAUGACAACAGCAGCCUGCGCUCUCUCAUUGAGAAACCCCCCAUCUGCAGCAGUUCGUUCAACCCUAUCACUGGUACCAUGUUAACAGGCUUUCGUCUCCAUGCAGGCCCGCUGCCAGAGCAGUGUCGCUUAAUGCACAUCCAGCCACCUAAGAAAAAAAACAAGCACAAACACAAGCAGAGUCGUACCCAGGAUCCUGUACCUCCAGAAACUCCUUCAGAUUCUGACCACAAGAAGAAAAAGAAGAAGAAAGAGGAUGACCCUGAGCGGAAAAGGAAGAAGAAGGAGAAGAAGAAAAAGAAAAAUCGGCAUAGCCCUGAACACCCUGGUGUGGGCAGCUCUCAGGCCAGCAGCAGCAGCAGCCUCCGGUAAAGUCCUGCCAGAGAGUUACCUUGGAAGGUGCUACAGCUUUGACAAGAAAAGGAGGAAGAGCAAUAAUGGGGGAGUCACCACAGACUCAUAUACUUCCCCUGCUUCCCCUUCACCCCUACUGAGUGGAACUUCUGGGACUCCAUUGAUCCCCUCUAUAAGGAACACAGACUUUGCCUGCGACACAAUGCAGACUGGUGUCUUUAUAUGGGAGCCCUGCCUACUCGGGGAGGGUUUUUUUCUUCUUUUCCUUUUUACAGAAUGUUCCUGACCAAGUUGGGAUGUGUCUGCCUCGUGAUUUAGUUAAACCUUUGUUGGAGCACUUGGGAGGGUCUAGAACCUCCUCUCAUAUCAUGGGCUUUCAAACUGCACUGUGAAUAGAUAGGGUUAGAGACUCCAGAAGUGCUUUCUUUUGUAAA
Zootoca vivipara (common lizard) is the source of this 1184-nucleotide messenger RNA. It is a transcript of the gene MED19, whose product is annotated as mediator complex subunit 19. Gene Ontology annotation, molecular function: transcription coregulator activity; transcription factor binding. The record is from RefSeq and is a predicted model, not a curated record. Gene Ontology annotation, cellular component: mediator complex. Lineage: Eukaryota; Metazoa; Chordata; Lepidosauria; Squamata; Lacertidae. Gene Ontology annotation, biological process: positive regulation of transcription by RNA polymerase II.